GCAAGAGUGCCGAUCGCGGGAACCGAUUACUCCUCCAGACCUUAUUCUUACGAUGACGUCGACGGAGACCUUCAGCUCAAACACUUCGCCCUCCAGAAGGAGGACUUGGAGUUGAAGAUCCCAUACAUAAAACGUGCCCAAUCGGUCAGCCCUAACGGGUUUCGCCUGUUUGGGAGCCCGUGGGCGCCCCCGGCGUGGAUGAAAGACAACCACAAAUUCAAUGAAAGCGGUGCCCUUAGGGGGCCGAUAGGGGGCCAGUAUUACGACACUUUUGCCAACUAUUUUGUUAAAUUUCUGGACGCAUACAAGAGUGCGGGCAUUGAGUUCUGGGGACUGACGGUGGAGAACGAGCCCAUACAGGGGAUGAUGAAUAAGAAACACCCAUUCAAUUGCCUGAACAUCAGUCCGUCGGCUGAGGCGGACUUUGUGCGAACCAAUUUGGGUCCGGCGCUCAAACGGGCCGGCUAUGGGUCGGACAAAUUGAACUUGAUGAUUUACGACGACUCGGCCGCCCAGAUAGAGGACUACGCCAACGCUACCGUGGCUUCCGGUGCCGCGCAGUACGUGUCGGGCAUUGCCUAUCACUGGUACGGCAACGAUAAACUCAAACACGGCUUUCCCGACCAAGUGCUGGACGACAUGCACCGACUUUACCCCCAAUGGUUUGUACUCAACACAGAGGCCUGUCAUUUGGACGGACUCGGGAUCGGCAGCUGGGAGUACGGCAUGCGAUACGCCUUUGAUAUCAUUCGGGUGCUUAACCAUUGGGUGAACGGUUGGGUUGAGUGGAAUCUGGCGGUAGACAUGACAGGAGGCCCGCGUUGGCCAGAAAAGCAGGGCUACGGACACGCUAUUAAUGUAGACCCAGUCCGGGGCGAGGCCUAUAAGAACCCCUCGUUUUACUCUUUGGGACACUUCAGUAAGUUUUUGCCGAAAGACUCGCUUCGGAUCAGACAUCGGGUGACAGUCAGUGAUGACGACUCCGGUGUGUCUGUACUGACGGCCAAACGACCCGACAAUCAGAUUGUUUUGGUUGUGUUGAACACCAAUAGUGAGGAACGGGUACUGAAUGUGAACACUUCGGGUCAGUGGUUGUCCCAUACGAUCCCCGCCUAUGGCUUACAGACAUAUAUUUGGUGA
Molecule: messenger RNA, 1140 nt
Organism: Medioppia subpectinata
Lineage: Eukaryota; Metazoa; Arthropoda; Arachnida; Sarcoptiformes; Oppiidae
Source: the annotation of a GenBank genome assembly